Penicillium subrubescens is the source of this 2763-nucleotide messenger RNA. Its product is annotated as protein kinase family protein. Bases 1 to 2763 code for a protein of 920 amino acids. Gene Ontology annotation, cellular component: nucleus; centrosome; cytoplasm. NCBI's taxonomy places the organism in Eukaryota, Fungi, Ascomycota, Eurotiomycetes, Eurotiales, Aspergillaceae. The transcript has 3 exons. Gene Ontology annotation, biological process: protein phosphorylation; chromosome segregation. The record is from RefSeq and is a predicted model, not a curated record. Gene Ontology annotation, molecular function: ATP binding; protein kinase activity.
AUGGCAACAACCGACUCGCCAAAGUCCUUCGAUGAGCUGUCGAAUGAUCUAUAUUUGAGGUUUCUGAAGAAAUUUGAGCGACGGAAAGAGGAUCAACAUAGAUUUGCGCCGAUUGGGACCUCGAAGGAGGUGCUGCAACCUGAUGUUUUGCGUUGUCUCUUCAGGAGUCUAGAUUGGUCGAACCCCACAGAGAGUGAUAUCAGUGAGGAGGAACUAAUUGAAAGAGUUAAUGAAAGAGACCUCUUCGAUUUUCUUGCAGUUUUGAUAUUCAGCAGUUGCACUGUCGACGACGUGCGUACAUUUGCCACAGAGUUUUUGGCCAAAGACACAUUUGCGACCGAUACUUUCGCCCUACCUACCCAAAGCCGGACUCUUAAAUUAUUGUUCAAGGAGAAAGUCACCCGUGAUAAGUUUCUCGCAAAGCAAUCUAUCUUUUGCCCUGUUGUUAUUCACCAGGGAAGAGAACAGCGCGUUGAAGAUACGGGACGACGGCGCCUCCCUUAUCUAGAGGAAAAACGAUUGGCACAAGGAGGCUAUGGAACUGUUUAUAAGGUCAAAAUUGCCAAGGGACAUUUUCAUGAUCAUCGCAAUCGAACAUCAAACUCAGUGCCUUUGGAGGUUGCAAGAAAGGACUAUGUCAUCAGCAGUCAAUUCCCUGCCGCAAGCAAGGAGCAUGAAGUCCUCGAGAAGAUCCUCGCCUCUGACAGAUCGUGUGAGAACAUCGUCGAAAAUUUUGGCAGCCUUGCAAUCGGCCCAGAAAAGUACAGCCUCUUCAUGCCGCUUGCUAUUUGUGACCUAAGUGCGUACAUGAUGGAUUACCAUCCAAUCAAGCCCAGCACUACCCAGGAGAAGGCUGCAAUCAUUCUCUCUGCCCUAGGGUUAGCUCGGGGACUGCAUUUCCUUCACCAUGAAAUGAAGACACCACAAGGGGAAGACCUGGUCUGUUAUCAUAUGGACCUGAAGCCGAGCAACAUCCUGAUAUUUCAGGGUGAGGACGACAGGAAGGUUUGGAAGAUAAGUGAUUUUGGCAUGGCACGAGCGAAAUUGAAGAAAAAAGGCGACAAAAUUGAAAAGGAGAAAGAUUUCAACAGUUGGUUCGUGAAGCGCUCGAAGCCUGGGCCUGAGCCGACUCCAACACCUACUUUGGCUUUGCAUGGAGAGGGUACAUACUUAGCGCCCGAAUCUCUUGCGUCAAUCUCAACCAUGAAGACAAGCAGUGAUGUCUGGUCCCUUGGGUGUGUGAUGAGUGUUUUGUUUGUCUACCUGGAGACGGGCGCAGAGGGUGUGACUAGGUACUCGGAGGCACGGUCGGAUCACGCCAAAGCAGACGGUGUUGAUCGCUUUUUCCUUCGCGAUAAAGGAUUUGGGCCAUUUAAUGGACAUCCUGUCGUCAAGGAUUGGCACGAACGUCUGAUUUCGUCCGCCAAGCGACGGGAUCCCCAAGAAGGAAAAGCUCUAAAAGGGAUGUUGCACUUUCUCGAGGAUAACGUUUUUCGGGACCAAUCUAAGCGAUGUGGUGUUGCAGAAGUUGGGAACAUGCUGCGGGAAACAUAUCAGAUUUACUCAAUAUUGGAAAACUUCGACAGACUGAUAUCAAGCACAGAUGAGCCCGACCAGGAUCCACCGAUAAAGGAAAGAGUACUUAACCGUCUUUUAAGGCGCAGAGCGGUUCGUGAAAACGGAAGACUCAUUGGCAGAUGGAUGCUUAGAACGGCAAAUCCUUUCAAAAAUUGCGAGAUUUCCAGUGAUGGGUCUCUUGCUGUGUUCUGGACUGACAGAGAGUUAACGCUUUUUACGUCGCUAUCGCUCACGAACGGAGAUAUCGAAGCAAGGCCGCAAGACCAGUGGUCUUUAGAAAGGGAAGACUCAAACUGGUUUUGGAAAAAUAUUCGAUUGACAAAUCGUCAUUUACUAGCUUCUACGUCGGGAGGCACCUUCCAGUGUUAUGUCUUCGAUUUGAAGAAGGGCACAUCGGUGGAUGCCAGCUUUGCCCAUCGGAAGCGUUACUUCUCAAAACUACCGGAAAUAGCGGACCUUGCUAUUUCGUCUGAUAGCAAAGUGAUGGCGUGUGUAUUGCAAAGCCAAGAGGGACCACAACACCCAGGGUCAUUGUACAUUGCGCCUGUCGCAACUCCAGAUCAGUACACGUGGAUGGAGAAGCUCGAAUGGCCAGCCACAGAUAUCGUCGAGUUGUCUUUCCCGACGAACCAUGACAUUUAUUUCGUCAUCCGCCCGAGAGUCAACAUUCAUAGUCGAGAGGAAAGAGCCACCCUUGUGCAUAUAUGCCUUGCAUCUAAGCGGAUAGAAUCGGUCAUCAUCAAUUCACAGGGUCUUGACAGCGGCGCCAAUGUUGGCCUUUUUACCACUUUUGCGCCCCUCUACCAACAGCCUAGUAGAUGUGCAGUUGUAACUAAAGAGAAGCGACUGUACAUACAGGGCUUGGAAGAAGCAAACCGCGCCCUCGCCAUCCAGGUAGACAUCAAGAGUUAUCGUAUACUCAAAUUGAUGACCGGGUGGGAUAAAUGGAAAAUGUUUGCGAUUGGAAGACAUGUGGCGAGUCAUAACAUGAUUCUACUUGAGGUACACUUGCCUGGACCAGGAGUUGGUGAUUUGUCCAUAACAGAGUUGGCUCAAUUCCCGGGUCUUUCCUACAAUGACCAAUUUGUCGCGACACUGGGCAACAUACAAGGGGAAAAAUACGUUCUUCUUGCGGCCUUGAUGAGUGCCAACCAGCGGGCCAUUUACAAAGUACAGAUAAAGUGA